This is a messenger RNA of Australozyma saopauloensis, 630 nucleotides long. RefSeq lists its product as uncharacterized. The record is from RefSeq and is a predicted model, not a curated record. NCBI's taxonomy places the organism in Eukaryota, Fungi, Ascomycota, Pichiomycetes, Serinales, Metschnikowiaceae. The coding region runs from base 1 to 630 and encodes 209 amino acids. The transcript has a single exon.
AUGCUCAAGUCCAAUAAACGCAUGAAACUUGAACAUGAGAUCUUUGCAACCUCCAUCCAAGAUAUCGAGCAGAUGUUUUCUGGCUCAUGGAGCGAAGCCGAUAACGAAGAUGUCAGACCCCGAAAAGUUAGUGCAUGCCUUUCAUCUUCUCAAAAUAUCGAUUUGUCUAUCCUCAAUGGCCAAGAAAGUCAGAUUGCCUCUGUUGAACGCAGGGUCAACACUUGCACUCAAGACUGUCGAAAUAACUUUCAUUCGCUCGUGCCUCCUGUCAAUGCCAUUGAUGGCACCAAACAAUUUAGUAGACUGGACUUGCCUGCGGGAACCUGCUUGGGUGAAACUGCGUUUGACUACGAUUGCAUAAAUAUGUCUUUGUUUUCCGAAGCCCAAUCAGAAGAAACGAGUUUUCAUUCAGCCCAUCAGGUAUUGCCAACGUCUACGUUUAUGCAACAUCCUCCAUCGCCAGACUACGCAGUGCUCUCGCGUAAUAUGCUUUCCAAUUUGAACGAGGAAAUGCUAGACGACUACAUGUUUGAGCUGGACCUGAAACUGUACUUACCUCGAAUCAACUUAGAGAGUGAUUUGAGAAUGAUCGAUGUUUUGAUCACACGCCCCUUAUCUGUCAUGAACUAG